GUGGCAUCCAACAUCCAAACAGCAACCAGGGAAAGACGCCUAAGAGCAUCCAUCCAUCCAUCCAUCCAUCCAUCCAGUGACACGAGGAACUCCGAGAGAAACAUGCAUCUGUCCUCCGUCUGCGGCCUCCUGCUCAUCUUAAACCUGCAGCUGAUCACCUCGUAUCCAAUCAGCACCGGCCUGACCGACACCGACAUGGACAUCUUAAAGGUUCUCCUUCACAGACUGGAGGAGUCCGUGUCCGAGCAGACUGAAGUGGACCAGAGAGUCCCUGCAGAGAGGGACGGUGUGGACGUGGACGAGGACGAGGCAGCAGAUGUUCAGCAGCCUCAGACCGGCCUGGACGAGGAGAUGAUCCGAGAGUUUCUGUCUGCCAAGAACCUGAAGAGCGUCCGCAACGACUCGUCCAGGAGGUCCUCCGGCUGCUUCGGCCGACGGAUGGACCGGAUAGGAUCCAUGAGCUCGCUGGGCUGCAACACGGUCGGCAAAUACACUCCAAAGUAAAGAUGAAGUCUUACCAUCUUAAUAAUGGAACUGCAACGUCUCUACCAAAGGACAUUUCUAUUUGAAUGCUAUUUAUUUACUAAUAUUUAUUGAACUUUCUGUUUUCUGGCUUACACGUAUAUUUAUUUAAAAUGGAUGUGAGACUGUUGUUUAUGUGAUGUUGAAUGUUUUAAUAAAUGUUUACAACUGCAAACCACUGAAAAAGAUCCAUUAUC
Molecule: messenger RNA, 719 nt
Organism: Labrus mixtus (cuckoo wrasse)
Lineage: Eukaryota; Metazoa; Chordata; Actinopteri; Labriformes; Labridae
Gene: nppb
Product: natriuretic peptide B
Exons: 3
Coding region: 103-504 (133 amino acids)
Biological process (GO): negative regulation of systemic arterial blood pressure; cGMP biosynthetic process; receptor guanylyl cyclase signaling pathway
Cellular component (GO): nucleus; cytoplasm; extracellular region
Molecular function (GO): hormone receptor binding; hormone activity
Source: RefSeq, a predicted model, not a curated record